Ogataea philodendri is the source of this 1005-nucleotide messenger RNA. RefSeq lists its product as uncharacterized. The record is from RefSeq and is a predicted model, not a curated record. The transcript has a single exon. The coding region runs from base 1 to 1005 and encodes 334 amino acids. Lineage: Eukaryota; Fungi; Ascomycota; Pichiomycetes; Pichiales; Pichiaceae.
AUGUCCAACAGGUUUCUCUCCUGUCAAACCUGCAACAAACUCCUUGGCGUAGUCACCAAAAGUAACCAUACAAAUGGUUUGCCAAACUCCAAGCAUAACUCUUGGAGUCACACCUCUAUAAAGUCCUUGUAUACCGUUGUUCGAGUAGAUGUAUUUUGCAGCACCCAGAACGCUCAAAUUCUUUGGACGUUUCGGAUCACUUGUCUUGGAUUGCAUCUCCACACGGAUCACCUCAAUUGGCUGGUUCCAGGCAGAAAGACCACCACCCAGAGCAGACGACAAAAUUCUCUCGCCAGCUCCCAACUUCUCGUCCUUAGACUUUCCGGUGAACGACUUGAUGGAGUCCUCAGCGAGUCUGGACAACCCGAAUCUCGAUCCCCAGUUGGUCAUCUGUCUAAUUGCAACAGCAUUGACACCCUUGUUGAUACCCUUGAUACCUUCCUUGGCGUAGAUGUCCUUGAAAACUUCCAAGCUGCUCUUGACUGGGGCUCCAGCAGCAGCAGCCUUGUGUCUGGUGAUCUCGACAGUCUUCAUACAGGUACAGAAUCCCAUUGUGAGGUAAGCUUGGAACAAUCCACCAGUGAUUCCUCCACCAAUACCAGAAACGAAUGGAGAUGCGCCCACAGUCUUCAGACGGUACUCAGCUUCGGACGACACAAACAGCAGAACAGCACCUUUGGUACUGGCUUCAAUCCAGGCCCACGGAAUCAGUCCUUGGUAGAAUCCAAGUACCCCUCCUCUGGACCAAACCACUUUGGUGGCCUGAAAAAUCGACAACGAACGGUUGGCAGCCAUUGUAGUCUUGACCACUUCGAGAGGCUGACCCAGGGUGGUCACCUCGAACAUGUUGAGACCUGCUCCAAGCAAGAUGUUGGAGAAGGAGAUUGGUUUUUUCUGAACCUCGGCCAUAUCUGUAAAAUCAACAACUCGAAAAAAACCGGGGAGAAAUUUAAUCACAGAUGUGCGAUCUUUUACAUAAAGAGAAAAAAAAGAUUGAAAAGUUAG